Messenger RNA from Halichondria panicea, 4603 nucleotides. RefSeq lists its product as uncharacterized. Gene Ontology annotation, cellular component: cytoplasm. The transcript has 6 exons. The coding region runs from base 132 to 4181 and encodes 1349 amino acids. NCBI's taxonomy places the organism in Eukaryota, Metazoa, Porifera, Demospongiae, Suberitida, Halichondriidae. The record is from RefSeq and is a predicted model, not a curated record.
GUUUUGUGGUCAAAAGAGCAUGCACAAGAUUCUCUAGCUCCGACUGACAUUAAAUCUGCACUAAAGAAGUAAGCUUCAACCACAGCAUUAAAUCUUGGAGCUGGCACAGUUGGUCUAUUCCUGACAGAACCAUGAAGAUGACAUCUCAGAGACAUGCCCGUUAUCUCUCAAUUGAUCUGGACGAUGAUGUUACCCUGGUUUUCCAUAAACCUAGUUGGCAGCUCAGAGCCAGCCUUGCCUCUGUGUUGAUCACUCCUGUCCUCUACCAACUCUACCUCAUUAUGGUCACCAUCAGAUACAUACUCUUCUUACAAACUUUUUCCUCUCCCCCACGUCCUGCUUGCCCUGUGGUUGACUUGAGUUGGACCGGAGUGUUUCCUUGUGAGCUGGGAUGGAGGGGGAGUGCACUGGCCGUUCUCAUUCUGUCAGCUGUGCUUAUCACCUGCUACUCACUCAUCACUGCCUGCUUGGUGAGAUGGAACCCUCGGAAACAAUGGAACUCAACCACAUCAGUUUUUGAAAAGCCUGCCAAGUUCCAAGUGAGAGUUCAGAGCACUAAUCGACUGAUGUUGCCCCCCACUCUCAGUCUGUGUAUACUGUUAAUGAUAUUCCGCUUACUGUUACAGUCAGGAGAUGUUGAAGCAAACCCUGGACCAACGCUUGGCUCUAUUCUGACUAUCGAUGAUUUGAAUUCUGUUUACGAGAAAUUGAUAGAAGCCGCUGGAAACUGGUUAGACCUGGGACUUUCCCUGGGAUUACGUCAUAGCACCCUCAGUAAUAUAAAAGAUGAACAUCGAGACAAGAACCAAAUCUGUUUACGAGAAAUGUUAGCUGUUCGCUUGAAGACUGGCCCUCCACUCACCUAUUCUGACAUAUGUCGGAGCCUCAGAGCACGAACAGUUGGUCGGAAUGAUGUCGCUGUGACUAUAGAGGAGGAAUGUACAGGUGAGAAUACUUCACCUGGGCCAUCUAAGAGGCAGAAAUUGUCCACAACGACUCCUGGAAUAACCAAAUCCAAGUCCGGUGAUCAUUCCACCAUCCAACUAGAUGAAGCAAUAGGAAUUUAUCGAUCAUACUUAACAAGUAUUUACGAUACAAGAUCUCUCCCUGCUGAUGACAAAUAUCCUCUCGAGUGUACUAAACACUUUGUUAACCUGGAAUGUGCGGAUGUAAGUAAACAUUUAUCCAGAGAGGAAAUUGAAAAGUCUUGGUCAGAAAUAGUUCAAGGCAUGCUGGGUAGAUUUCCAAGAGAGAGAAUCACAAUGGACCAGAUAGCUUCCAAAGUAAAAGGCAAAUACUCUAAAUUAGUUAUCGUUAAGGGGGCCCCUGGAGGAGGUAAGACGACUUUGUCAUGGGAACUGUGCAGACGAUGGGCUAAUGGUGAAGUUUGGACAGAUUACUCCCUCGUUGUGUUGCUCCGACUUCGAGAUGAGAAUAUUCAGGAAGCUGUAGAAUUAGUUGAUCUAUUUCAAUGUGAAAAUACUGAUGCUUCCAAAAAUAUUGUUGCUACUACUAUCAUACAAAAUCAUCAUGGGCACGGUAUUCUUUUCAUUUUGGAAGGGCUGGAUGAGUUAUCACCAUCUCUUAGAACAAAAAAUUCUAUUUUUAUGAAACUAAUAUCCGGACGUCUUCUGCCAGCUUGUACCGUGCUUGUUACUACUAGGCCCUGGGCUGUAUGCGAUCUACCUCCUACUUGUAGCGCAAGAGUUGAUCAGUUCAUUGAAAUCUUAGGGUUUUCUUCCAAACAAAUUCAAGAAUACAUUGAUCUAAUGAUCAAAAAUAAGGAGGCUCCACCAGAACUACGUAAAUACAUUAACUCUAAUCCACGUAUCUCUAGUGCAAUGUAUAACCCUCUUCAUGCCAGAAUUGUAGUUGAUGUUUAUAGAAAAAAUCACAAAAUAAGCAGCGUCUUUCCUAAUACAACAACUGAACUAUACACUGCAUACUCUCGAGUUGUGAUUGAAAGGUAUUUAAAUGACAAUCCAGCGUAUUUAGACAGUGAUUGGAGUGGUGAGCUAAGUGAGUUACCUUCAUCACUUCAGUUACAUUUUGAUAAGCUCUGCCAAAUUGCGUACAAUGGAAUAACAAAAGAAAAACAACAAUUGGUUUUCCUCAAGAAAGAUAUUGUUGAUGCUAGCACUACACUCGGAUUCAUGAACAGUGUACAUCCUUUAUAUAAGAAAAGCAACAGUUCUCCAUCUUACAAUUUCCUUCAUCUAACACUUCAAGAGUUCCUCGCUGCAUUUUACGUCUGGAAAAAUAAAACCCCACACGAGCAAUUUAUUUUGUUUGAAACGAAGGCUAAUGAUGGAUCUUUCAAGAUGGUUCUAUUGUUUUUAGCUGGAUUGACUAAACUGAAUGACCCAUGGACACAGUGUGUACUUCCAACUCCUUAUGUGUACUAUGAGGAAGGAUCGUCUAAAGCCAAGAGAAUGUGUGAAUUCUCAAGUGAUCAAAUUCUGUGGAUCUAUGAAAGCCAAAAUGUGCAAGCCAUGAAGGACUUGUAUUGUAAUGUGCUGUAUGAACUACCGCUAGAUAAUCUGAGAAUUGAUCAGUUUGCACUUGGUUAUGUUGUAGCUUCUGCUCAAGUCAAAGUAACUCUAAUGAACAUGUUCGAGUUUAAUAAAAGUAAUGUAGAUAGAUCGAUGAUAUUAGCAGGAAUGAAUAAAGCGUUGUCUUCUUUUAGUGUAAGGCAUCUGAUAAUGUCUACCACAUUCAAGAUUCCAUCUGCUUGGCAUACACUCAUUGAUAGGAUACUACCAGAAUUAGAAAGAGUCACUAUCAUUAGAUCAGAAGAUAGUGAUGACGAUGAAUUGUAUGGGCCUGAGGUUCCAUGUGAUUUAAAUAUAUUUGACACUAUACGGAAAUCUCCAAACUUAAGUGUUGUAGAGCUAGAUUUUGGCAUCUCAAGAGACACUGUGAUACGAAUACUUGAUAUUUUGAAGCCAAAACACUGCUUGAAAGUUUUGAAAUGUGCUCAAGUAUCGCCAGCUGAUGAAGAGUUGUUGUCUGACUUCAUUGCACAUUCUAGUAUUGAAAUGUUGGUGAUACAUUUGGUACAAAAUUGUUUGUCUUCUCUAAGCUCAACCAUCACAGAUUCAAUUGGAUUGAACAUAACUGAGUUAAAAAGGAAUAAAACGAAAAUCUCACUGUCUAAACAUUUAUUUUCCAAUGACGAAGCAAAUUCUGAGUAUUUAUUUUCCAUUCACGAAACAACAUCUUCAAUAGGAGAUGUGGUUUUUUCAGAGUCUACUAUCAAAAGCUUAAUUUCAAUAUUAAGCCACUGGAAACUAAGCUUACAAUAUCUGCGAUGCUCUUUCAAACUUCACUUGACUCCCACACAAUCUGAGCAGUUUUUUAGUACUCUACUCGAUUGUCCGAUACUUAAAGAACUCGUUAUCCAAAAUGAAAUAAAAGGCCAAUUUGAAUAUUUCUGUACCCCCCAGCACUUGCAAUCACUAACUUUGUUAUGUUCUGAUAAUGCCUGUGAAGUUUUACGUUCUCUCAAAAACAAUCGAUUACAUUCCAUUAAAAGCCUUAAACUUUUAUGUGACUUUGACUGCUAUUUUGAUGAAGCUAUUGGUGAGUAUCUACAGACUGACACAUCUCUAGAAGAAUUGACACUGUAUUAUAGGGAUUUCAAAAGUAGGGAUUUCAAAAGUAGCCCGAGUCAUUUAGUGCAGGGACUGCAAGUUAACACAUGUCUAACUAAGCUAACUAUUUCAACUACAUCAACUUUUACACAUGAUCUCGUAACGUUUGAACUGGCACAAAUGUUUCUGCUUAAUACAACUCUACAAUUCAUUGAACUUACGGUUGAUAUACAGUCAAUGGAACUACUACCCGUUUUGGAAGCAUUGAGAGAAAACAAUUCAAUUAAACACCUGAAAUUCCAUAUGUUUAAGCGAGUCAUUACGUUUAUGAUUUUACCGUACAUUGUUACCACUGAAGAGGCUGAAGCUGUUGGUAAUGUGUUAGCCAAGAACAAGACUCUAGAGGUAUUCCACCUCUUUGCCAGGAUCACUGAGUGGUCCCCAAUUGUCAGGGGGCUAUUGGAAAACAAAACACUGAAAGAAUUCGGCACUUCUAAGAAGAACAUUGUCACAUGUCCCGAGUUCGUUGAUGUCAGACGAAGAAUUGUGUUUGUAGAUCGAGAAACCUUAGCUAUGUAUACGUACUAGUGGUAGUUUACAGCUUGUAAACUAUGUUUGUACUUGCAAGUGUACAUCAUAGUUUACAAUAUAAUAUAAUUAUGUUGUUGAAUUUUAGUUCAUCUACAAUAGUUUACAAAGAAAGUUGAUAGUGUACAACGUUGUAUAUAUACUACUGUAAAUGAACUCUUUUGGCCCUGUGAUAAUACUAUGCAGCUGUUACUUUAGAUUCUAUAUAGUGUUAUAUAACUUGUUUCAUAGCAUUGUACUAAAUCUUGUAAGUCUUCCCAAUGGGUGGCUAUAAUAUACAUUUUGUACAGUAUUAUUUUUGUGUGUACCAUUCCUGUUUCAUGCAUGAGCAGAGAGUAUAAACUGUUCUCAAUAUAUACACUCCAUAUUUAUGUCUCUUGUUUUUGAUCGCUUCGUUGAUUUGGCAUAAACUUAUCUUCAAC